AUGAAGGAGGACAUGGACCGAGAGGACUUCCUCAAGAGGUCGUGGGACACCGCUCGAGAAGUCCCCAUCAUCGAGGACGAGAACACGCCCUGGAAACUCAUCAAACUGCUACGCUUCAUCACGCUCUGCACCGUCGCUCUGCUUGUGUUCGGACUCGCCCUCUGCAGCAAGACGGCCUUAAUGCUGCUGAUCACCAUGUCGAGUGAGGGCACGAAGGUGAUCCCUAAGGAGCAGAAGCCAGUGUCUCUGCUGUGCAUCGGCUGUGUCCUGGUCUCCUCCAGUCUCCUCCUGUUCCUUAAGAGCAUCUGGAAAGCCUGCAACAAAACCUCCAAGUUCCCACGCAUCAGCACAGCGGCUCUGGUGUUCUCCUUUGAGUUGGUGGCCUCUGCAGGAGCAGCCAUCCUCACCAUUGUGGCCAUGCCACAUCUCGACAUUGUGACCAAUGUGAGCAUCGUGAACGGAGCAGCCUUUCUGUCUGCGCUCCUGCAGAUCGUGGCUCAGUGCACGGCUAAAGAGAGAAACCGCUUCCUGGUGCCGUCCAUCACUGCUCUGAUCCUGGUGCUGCUGGGCUAUGGUCUCUUCUUAGCUCUGUAUGUGAUGAAGGACACCAGUGACUUAAAGAUGGCCAUGUGGGUGGGGCUUGCAGUAGGCGCCUCUCUGCUGAUGUCUUUGAACUGGUGGGAAAACUACUUUGGACUCAUCAGUGAACACAGCAGCUCCAUAGUGGUCAAAGGACUGUAUCACGACAUGAGGAAAUGCAGGAACACUCUGAACAUGUUCUCCAGCCUGCUCCGCAUGGCUGUGACCUUUUCAGUGCUGGGAGCCUACGUCCCUCUGUCCCAGAUGGACUGGGACGUGGUUAGGUCCAUCCCAGGGCCACAGACCCGGGUCAUAGCCAUCACAGUGGGGGUACAGCUGGUGUCCUCUGCCCUGUGCCACUGGUUCUCUCUGGCAGCCUGUAAAAUGCACGCCAUGCGGCGCUGCUUCAUCUUGCCCCUGUACCUGUCCUCUCUGUCCGUCAUGGCUCUGCUGGUGGUCCCUGUGAUUGUUUACUAUCAGGACUACAGGCUCGGCCUUAACGGCACCAGCACUAACUUCACUCACUACUGCAGCGCGGUGGUGGAGGCUCGGAAUGCCAGCCUGAACUCUAGUGUGUUCCCUGAGCUGGUCUAUGACGUCAGCCACACACUUUGCUUCCUGGACAUGUCCAAGAUGAGCGACAUCGGCCUCCUGACCGGCUCUGCGGUGUCGUGGUGGCUCGGCCUCCUGCUGUGUACUAUCCAUCUGUGGCACUUAAGUCUUUUCCGCAUCCAGAGGACCCAGGACCUGUUUGUGCGUGGCCUGUAUGAAGGAGGCUUCAUCGAGCAGUCGCUGCUGCUCAACAUGCGCUUCGAAGUCAAGACUUCAGGAAAACUCAAGAAGCCAAAAACCUUUGAUCCUGCGAUGAUUUAUUUGUGUGCAACAAUGUGGCAUGAAACCUAUGACGAGAUGCUGAACAUUAUCAUCUCCAUUUUCAGACUGGAUAAAUACAGACCACGAGGAAACACAGAGUUCACAGAUUUCAGCUUUGAGGCACAUAUUUACUUUGACGAUGCCUUUCUGGACAUAAAAGGAAGCCGAGGGCGUCACUUGAAUGAAUAUGCCAAGAAUCUGGUAGAAAUCAUUGCUGAGGUGUAUGGCAUUUUCACAAACAUAGAUGAGAAGAUAUUCAUAAAGAAACAGCAGCACACAAAACAAAGUAUUGUCAAAACGCCAUACGGAGGUCGUAUCGUUGUUAAAAUGCCAAAUGGGAAUGACAUAGUGAUUCACUUUAAGGACAAAGAUCGAAUCCGACACAAAAAGAGGUGGUCACAGGUGAUGUACCUUUACUACCUUCUGGGAUUCAAGCUCAUGACCAAGUACUAUUCUCGUUGGAAGAAAGGAGAAGUCGAAAGCUCCCUUAAGCAAGACAUCCAGAAAGAGAAACACAACACGUACCUCCUGGCUCUGGACGGAGACACAGACUUCCAACCCACUGCUGUGGUUCUUCUCAUCGAUCGCCUCAAAAUGUAUCCUCGAGUCGGAGCCGCGUGUGGCAGAAUCCACCCCACUGGAACAGGCCCGGCGGUGUGGUUCCAGAAGUUUGAGUACGCCAUCAGUCACUGGCUGCAGAAGACGGCGGAGCACGUGUUCGGAUGUGUGCUGUGCAGUCCAGGAUGCUUCAGUCUGUUCAGGGCCGAGGCGCUCAUGGAUGACAACGUGAUGAAGAGGUACUCCAGCAAGUCUAUGGAGGCCAGCCAGUACAUCCAGUACGAUCAAGGUGAGGACCGCUGGCUCUGCACUCUGCUUUUGAAACAAGGCUGGAGAGUCGAGUACAAUGCUGCUUCAGAUGCCUACACCAAGGCUCCCGAGGACUUUAAAGAACUCUACAACCAGCGACGUCGUUGGGGCCCUUCCACCAUGGCCAACGUCAUGGAUCUCCUAGGAGCAACAACAUCGAUUUCCAAGAAAAAUCCGUCCAUGUCAAAGCCCUUCAUGUUCUACCAACUUUUUGCCAUUAUUUCUGGCAUCCUAGCCCCAGCCACAAUCUGUCUCAUGUUAGCAGGGAGUAUGUCUUUCAUGUUCAACCUUCACUCUGGCCUGGCGCUGGUGCUAGCGGUGGUCCCCCCAGCCAUUUACCUGGGUCUGUGCUUCAAGCUGAAGGCCGACACGCAGAUCACCAUCGCAGGUGUUCUCAGUGUGGCCUAUGCCUUCCUCAUGCUGGUGGUGUCCAUGGCCAUCAUCGGUGCGAUGAUUAAAGACCGAACCAUCUUCACUCCCAGCAGCAUGUUUGUCAUCGUCAUGGCGCUCAUCUACUUCAUCACGGCGCUGAUGCAUCCGCAGGAGUUCAACCUGGUCUUCUACGGCUUCCUCUACAUCAUCUGCAUCCCCAGUGCCUACAUGCUACUCACCAUCUACUCCAUGGUCAACCUCAACAACGUGUCAUGGGGAACCAGAGAGAGCAAGCCUGCCCCUGGGGCAGCUGUGGCUCAAUCUGCCGCUCCGAAGACGGCUAAAGAGAAAGCUAAAAGUGCGAUGCAGCGCAUGUAUUCAUGGACACAGUGCUGCUGCAGAAGGCCCAGUCAGAGGCAGGAGGCGCGGGCUGUCCCUCUGGAGGUGACGGAGGAGCCCACAGAGGAGGACGAGCCAGGACCCCUCAACACCAUCGUGGACGGUAUCUCCACAGACGACCACCGGGACGAAACAGUGUAUGAUUACCCUUAUCAAUGCUGGGUGACAGAGAUGCAGGGUCUGGCCACAGAUAUGGAGCUGGAGGAGAAUUCGCUUGAGAAGGAGGAAGAGCAGUUCUUUAUUGACCUGAUACAGAAAUAUCUUGAACCUUUGCCAGAGGAUAAAGCCAAACUGGAGAAAACCAAAGAGUCACUAAAAGACCUAAGAAACAAGGUGAACUUUGGCUUCUUCUUCCUGAACGCUUUGUGGCUGGCGGCGACCUUCACGCUUCAAACCUUUGACGUGGCCAUCUUCAUCGAGCUUCCCAAACUGAGCGUGGAGUUGGAGGAGCUGGGAGACCUCAAAAUUGACCCCAUUGGAUUCAUGUUCAUCAUCGGAUUCGCCGCCUCAGUCAUCAUCCAGUUUUUGGCCAUGCUGUUCCACCGACUCAACACGCUGAUCCAUUACGUGGCCUUCUUGAACACGGAGCCAAAAGCAGAGUCGAAAUCAGAUGACGUAUAUUUCCCUCCCAAAAAGAAGGUCGUGUCCACUCCCAGCAUCGAGACACGGUCAGAUUACGGCUCGGACUCCAUCGCCAUGUCGGAUGUCGCCAGCGGCUCGUCACCGAGCGAGAGCGACUUCUACAGCAGCGAGAGCGACGACGACAUGUUCUCCUACAUGUCCCGGCCCAGAACCGGGGGCACCCUGGUGUGA
Messenger RNA from Knipowitschia caucasica, 3903 nucleotides. The record is from the annotation of a GenBank genome assembly. NCBI's taxonomy places the organism in Eukaryota, Metazoa, Chordata, Actinopteri, Gobiiformes, Gobiidae.